Purpureocillium lilacinum is the source of this 465-nucleotide messenger RNA. NCBI's taxonomy places the organism in Eukaryota, Fungi, Ascomycota, Sordariomycetes, Hypocreales, Ophiocordycipitaceae. The record is from RefSeq and is a predicted model, not a curated record.
AUGGCCAUCCGCACCGAGAUCGAGAUUGCCGCUCCCCCGGAGCAGUCCCCCGACCCUAACAGCAGCGAUUACUACCAGUUCCUCGACUUCCAAGCCUUCCCCACCUGGACCAACGGCUUCAUCAAGUCCAUCACCCCCGCGGACCCCUCCGCCGCGCCCGGCACGCGCCUGACCGUCGCCCUCGAGGGCAUCACCAUGUCGCCGACGGUGCUCACCAACUCGGAGAGCGAGUUCAGCUGGCGCGGCAAGCUGUGGAGCGUCCCGGGGCUCUUCACGGGUGACCACUACUUUCGCUUCCGCCCCAGCGACAAGACGCCCGGCGGCACGACGCUCGAGCACGGCGAGGACUUUUUCGGCGUGCUGACCUUCAUCAUCGCCGAGGGUACGGGCUUCUGGGAGAAGACCAAGAAGGGCUUCGAGGGGUUCAAUGAGGAUAUCAAGAAGAAGUGCGAGGGCGACAAGUAG